This is a messenger RNA of Dromiciops gliroides (monito del monte), 1383 nucleotides long. RefSeq names its product t-complex-associated-testis-expressed 1 (gene TCTE1). Gene Ontology annotation, biological process: flagellated sperm motility. Gene Ontology annotation, cellular component: sperm flagellum. Lineage: Eukaryota; Metazoa; Chordata; Mammalia; Microbiotheria; Microbiotheriidae. The record is from RefSeq and is a predicted model, not a curated record. The transcript has 4 exons. Bases 1 to 1383 code for a protein of 460 amino acids. Gene Ontology annotation, molecular function: protein binding.
AUGGCGAUCCCCCCACCAUCAAAGAUGGCAGGAUCAAACCCAGCCGCCAACACCCGGAGGAUGCGGCGCAUCAUUUCAGAGGAUCCAGAAUGGUCCCUGACCAUCGUACCCAGACUCACUGAGCUCUGCUUGCAGCACAUUGUCAGCAACUUUGAAAACAACCCUAUUCUCACCCAGCUCCUACCAGACCAGCAGCGGAGGGUGCUGGACCGCCUUUCCACCAACCUGCCCCUGAAGGUGGUCGCCAAUCUGAUUACAGAUGAGAGCUACUGGCGGCGCCGCUGCAACCAGCGCUGGGCGGUGGGCCACGUGGAGAAGUAUGGAAACAACUGGAAACGAAUGUUUUUCGAGAGGCACCUCGAGGAGCUCUUGAAACUUUUCAUCCCGGGGACCACGGACCCCAACGUGAUCCUGGACCUGGUGCCUCUCUGCCAGGACUACGUGAUCAGGCUCCGAGUGGACCAGUUCCUGCCCCCUGUGAAGCUGGAACAGCCGAUCCAGGAAAUGGACCAAUCAGAUUCGGCCAGCGAGAAUGAGCUGGAUGAGCUCAACAUGGACCACUAUCAGCUGGGGGACCUGGUGGCCGGACUCCGAAGGCUGGAAGAGCUGGACCUGGUGUUUGGAAUGAAGGACUGUGGCAUGAACUUUGAGUGGAACCUCUUUCUCUUCACCAACCGAGAUUGCCAGUCGCUGGCCGCCACGAUUAAGGCCUGUCACACCCUCAAGAUCUUCAGACUGACUCGGAGCAAGGUGGAUGACGAGAAGGCUCGUAUCCUGAUUCGAAGCCUCCUGGACCACCCAGCCCUGCUGGAGCUAGAUCUGUCCCACAACAAUAUUGGGGACCGAGGUGUUCGGGCUGCAGCCAAGCUGAUCAACCACAGUCAACUGAAGAUCCUCAACCUGGCCAACAACAAAAUCAGAGCGUUGGGAGCCCAGGCCUUGGCCCAUGCUCUGUCUUACAAUACUACUCUCCUCUCCCUCAACCUUCGACUCAACUGCAUUGAGGAUGAGGGUGGACAGGCCCUGGCCCAUGCCCUCCAGAACAACUCAACUCUCACCAACCUGCACCUGGGGGGCAAUGAGUUGUCUGAGCCCACAGCCACUCUGUUCUCCCAGGUGCUGUCUGUCAAUACCACCCUGACCUGCAUCAAUCUCUCCUGCAACCACAUUGGUCUGGAUGGUGGGAAGCAGCUCUUGGAGGGCAUGUCCGACAACAAGACCCUGAUGGAGUUUGACCUGAGAAUGUCUGAGAUUGGCCAAGAGAGUGAAUACCUCAUAGGUGUGGCCCUCAAUGCCAACCAAGAGGCUGCUCGUCUUCGGACCUUGCAGCCUACGUGCUGUCAUGUAACAGUCAGUCAUAUAAUCAAUAACGCUGCGGGUUGA